UCCGGGAUGAUCGGCCAGAAAACUCUGUACUCCUUCUUCUCCCCGAACCCCUCCAGGAAACGUUGUGCUUACAGUCCCGAGCCAGCCGACCCAAAGGCCGGCGUGGCGGCCGUAGCUGGAGAGAACGGCGAUGUGACGGCCAGCCCCGCCAAGAAGGCCCGGGCCGGGCCGGACGAGCCCGGCACGCCGCCCUCCUCGCCCCUAAGCCCCGAACAGCUGGACCGGAUCCAGAAAAACAAGGCCGCGGCGUUGCUCAGACUUGCAGCCCGAAACGUGCCGGUGGGCUUCGGGGACAGCUGGAAGAAGCACCUCAGCGGAGAGUUCGGGAAACCGUAUUUUAUAAAGCUAAUGGGAUUUGUUGCAGAAGAAAGAAAACGUUACACUGUUUAUCCACCACCACACCAAGUCUUCACCUGGACUCAAAUGUGUGACAUACGAGAUGUGAAAGUUGUCAUCCUGGGACAGGAUCCUUAUCACGGACCCAGUCAAGCUCACGGGCUCUGCUUUAGCGUCCAAAGACCUGUUCCACCCCCGCCCAGUUUGGAAAACAUCUAUAAAGAGCUGUCGACAGACGUAGAUGGCUUUGUUCAUCCUGGCCAUGGAGAUUUGUCUGGGUGGGCUAAGCAAGGUGUCCUCUUGCUCAAUGCCGUCCUCACUGUUCGGGCCCAUCAAGCCAAUUCCCAUAAGGAGAGAGGCUGGGAGCAGUUCACCGAUGCUGUUGUGUCCUGGCUCAAUCAGAACCUGAACGGCCUCGUCUUCUUGCUCUGGGGCUCUUAUGCUCAGAAGAAGGGAAGUGCCAUCGACAGGAAGCGGCACCAUGUCCUACAAACUGCUCAUCCAUCCCCGUUGUCAGUGUAUAGAGGAUUCUUUGGCUGUCGACAUUUUUCUAAAGCCAAUGAGCUGCUGCAGAAGUCUGGCAAGAAGCCCAUUGACUGGAGUGAGCUGUGAUCCCACACAGCAGUGGUCAUCUCCUGGGGUGAUUUUUGAGGUGCUGCUGUUGAAGAUUUGUCAGAUACGAAGUUACUGUAAAUUUCUGUACUGUUGAGCACUCUGCUUAACAAUGAGAGAGAGCCUUCUCAAAGCAAACAAGAACCAGGCUGUCCCGUAUGGCAGCUUUAUCCAGCCAGAAGUAGGUAGCAAAGAUACCCUUUGACAGCUUCUGUGUAUUUCAGUUGUCCUCUAAUCAAGGCAGAGUGGCUUGGUGAAAAAUCUUCUCACAGGACAGCUGAGUCAAGUAGUCCCUUGGGGCUCUUCCCCUCCUUUUUAGCCUUACAGUCAGAAGGGGAAAUAAGCACGUUUUUGACACCUCCUCCAAAAGUUUGGUGCUUGCUGCUAGUUUAGACUUUAUAGGUUACAAGGUAUUUUGUUUUUGCUUAGAACCUCCCUGCUCCUUCUUACAAGGAAUCCCAGAUCCCUCCCUGGAGAAACCUUGAGAAUGUUUUGCAAGCUUCUAGAAAUCUGGCCCUAAAAUUGGGAAUCAGUUGUGGUGGAGGCCUGCAUUCCUGAGAAUUGUCUUUGGUGUAAGCCUUAGCAAACCAGCAGGCUAAAAACCACAGCUGGCAGCAGGUCCUUCUCCUGUUCUUUGAGUGCUUCCUGGAGUAGUAGGUAGUGAAAGUUGAACAAAGAUGAGGAGAGGGUUUUUUUAAUGAGAGAUAAGUGUUUCUCUCAGUGCUGAUAAGGCAGCACAGGCUGCCCAGUGCUGUUUGUUUUGGAGAUUUAUUUUUUAUUUUUUGCAACACUGGUAAAUUUAACCUUUUUUUUAAUGUAUAUAUAAAAUACACAGAUACAUAUUUUUUUUUAAUUCUUUUUUUAAGAGACGACUGUCUUUACUGAGUCUGCACCUCUACUGGAUGUAAUAGAGACUUUGUUGUCAGCAGGGUUAAAAAGUUAGC
This is a messenger RNA of Octodon degus (degu), 1892 nucleotides long. It is a transcript of the gene Ung, whose product is annotated as uracil DNA glycosylase. Lineage: Eukaryota; Metazoa; Chordata; Mammalia; Rodentia; Octodontidae. The transcript has 7 exons. Gene Ontology annotation, molecular function: uracil DNA N-glycosylase activity. The record is from RefSeq and is a predicted model, not a curated record. Gene Ontology annotation, biological process: base-excision repair; base-excision repair, AP site formation via deaminated base removal. Gene Ontology annotation, cellular component: nucleus; mitochondrion. Bases 7 to 948 code for a protein of 313 amino acids.